UGUCUGUGACCACAGGAGCGUGACCCGGCUCACACUCACGUCUGCUAAAUCUGUCGUCUGCUGGAUAUUUCUAGACACAAAAUGACCAAAAGUUUGAGGUCAGUACUGGUCGUCUGCCUGACCUUGACCCUAGCUGAUGCCUACCGCAGGUACCAGGACCUGAUCCCUAACGGCCACAACGUCCCCGAGCCUUGUUCUAGAAACCUCUGGCCGGGGGUGGGUCACAACAACAUACAGGGGGGCGGGCAGAGGAACUUGUUCGGACGAGAUUUUGAAUGUGCUGGGUCAAAGUGGACGGUGGAACUAUGUCGUCAAGACUCGGACAAUGACGGGGUGACCAAUGGUCAGGAGCUGGGCGACCCAGACUGCAAGUGGACACAGGGGAGCAUACCCACACGAAUCUUUGCCAUUACACAUCCAGGUAUACCAGACAGUUGAUCACGUGACCACAAAUCUCAUCACGUGGCUGCAGGUUGAAUUGUGUAACAA
Molecule: messenger RNA, 489 nt
Organism: Physella acuta
Lineage: Eukaryota; Metazoa; Mollusca; Gastropoda; Physidae
Product: temptin-like
Source: RefSeq, a predicted model, not a curated record